AUUAUUAGGCAUAUGGAGUCUCAAUCACUCGUCACCAGGUUUAAAAUUGAGUUACUACUGCUACAAACAUUUAUCAUUUGUAAUGAUCCUCAUAUUUGGCUCCACACUGACGGCCGACCUUAUAAUAAAUUACAAUGACUUAUCAGUGUUAACCGAUGAUGGCUGCUACAUUGCCGGGAUAUUGGUAAUAAUAUUCAAACUAUACAAAUUUAACAGCGUCCACGAAAGAAUAAAAUUACUCGUCGAUGAGAUCCACAGACCUAUGGAUACCCUCAGCCGAUCACCAGAUCUCGAAGCAAGGAAAUUAAUAAAAAGAACAGCUUUUUUGGAAAACUCAAUGGACAAAUUUUUCAUUGUCCUCGGGUGUUUUCUGGCCGCAGCUCUAACUUUUUUUGUACCCAAACAAGAUGGCGCGCUGCCUAUCCGCGCUGUGUUCCCCUUUGACACUACGGUGGCGCCCAUGCAUGAGCUGGCGUUUGCAGUUCAAGCUUUCAGUAUUUUUUACGGCUUGUUGACAAUCGUUUUUAUGGAUGAACUUAUCAUCACGCUUAUCAUGUGGAUUAAUUGUCAGCUGGUGAUACUGAGAAGAAAUUAUGAGACUUGCGGUAGGAAUAUUGAUAGAUCAGAGAAUGAGGAUAAGUUAUUGAAUUAUACCUUCGUGAUGUUUGAUGAGACCGAUCCUUCGAAACUUGAAGGGAAUUUUGUCGAUAAAUUCAAGUACUGCAUUAAUCAACAUCAGCGGUUGAUUACAGUCGUCGAUCAUCUAAAUGAAAUUUUCAGCUCGAGUAUGUUAAUGCAGCUUUUUGCUAGUUUUUCUAUGAUUUGCUUGACGGGAUUUCAAGCUGUACUGGGUGCUAAUGAAAAGGAACAUAUUUUCAAAUUUAUUAUUUAUCUUGGUGCUGCGUUUUCUCAAUUACUUAACUGGUGUUGGUUUGGUAAUGAACUUCUCCAUAAGAGUGCUUCCUUAACAUAUGGUCAGUGGUCAUCCGGAUGGGAAAACCAUAUAAAUAAAAGUUUAAAACCAUUGAUGAUAAUUUCACUUAUGAGAACACAAAAAAUUUUGCAACUUCAAGCUGGAAACUUCUACAAUAUGUCUUUACAUACAUUUACAGCGGUUUUGAAGAAUUCGUACUCUUUUUUUGCGUUACUUACUAAAGUGACUGA
Molecule: messenger RNA, 1164 nt
Organism: Cotesia congregata
Lineage: Eukaryota; Metazoa; Arthropoda; Insecta; Hymenoptera; Braconidae
Source: the annotation of a GenBank genome assembly